CUUCGCUCUAGUUCCCCUCCCUCCCCCUGUCUCUAUCUCUCUCUCCCUUCCUCUCUCUCUCCCUCCCUCUCCCUCUCUCUCUCGGCGUACAGUAUUCUCCUCUCUAUCUUCCACGAGCAUCAGCGCUCUCUCCAUCAGUCUCCGCGAUUCGAGCGCUACUACGGCGCAAAGCAUGGCAUCUCUGCGCCCCGACACCCCGCUCCGCUCCUCUGCGCAGCUCUGCGUCUUUCUGCUGACCGCCUCGGCCUGGAUGGCACUGCCGGGACCCGCGCGCUGUGACAGCGGGGCUCUAACCCGGCGCGGCGGUGAGGACCGUACAUUUGACAUGGGCGGCGGUGGCGGAGGCUCCCCGCCGGGCUUACCGACGGAUGUUGACGAGGAAGCCGUCGGCGCGGAGAGCUCGCCCCGCUUCAGGAGGGCUCUGUCCCGGGAUAAACAAAUGUCUCUGCUCAGCAGUUCCUUCGUGCUCAAAGGAGAUGCGACCCACAACCAGGCGAUGGUCCACUGGACAGGAGAGAACAGCAGCGUCAUCCUCAUCCUGACCAAGUACUACCACGCUGACUCCACCAAGGUGCUGGAGAGCUCGCUGUGGAGGUCCUCUGACUACGGCACAACUUACACCAAACUCAACCUGAUGCCGGGGACAACCAUCGUAGUGACCAGCUUCUACAUCUGCCCAACCAACAAGAAGAAGGUGGUGCUGGUGGGCUCCUCCAUAAACGAGAGGGACCAGAUGCUGUUCAUCAGCACUGACGAGGGUUCCUCCUUCCAGCGUCAGUCCAUCUCCUUCACCCCGGAUACACUCGUCUUCCACCCUAAGGAGGAAGACAAGCUCCUCGCGUACUGCAAGGAGGGCAGGCUCUUUGCAUCCACAGACCUCGGACGCAAGUGGACGCUGCUCCAGGAGCGGGUGACCAAGGACAGAGUCUUCUGGUCGGUAUCUGGAGUGGAUGUGGAUCCUGAUCUUGUGCACAUGGAAAUGCAAGACACAAGUGGAGGUUACCUGUACGUCACCUGCCUCAUCCAGAACUGCUCGGACAAAAUGGUGACGGCUCAGUUCCUUGGAAAAAUCGACCACAACUCUCUCCUGGUUCAGGACGAGUACAUAUUUGUAAAGGUCACUACAGGGAAUCGCACCAAGCACUUUGUGUCCCAUCGACGCAACGAGUUCGUCCAGAUGAGGUUCCCAAAGUACGCCCUCCCAAAGGAUGUUCAGAUAGUGAGCACGGACGAGAACCAGGUCUUCCUCGCCCUGCAGGAGUGGUACCAGUUGGACACGUAUAACCUGUACCAGUCGGACCCUCAGGGAGUCUACUACUCCAUCGUGCUGGAGAACGUCCGCAGCACCAAGCAGCCGGAGGAGAAUGUCCUCAUCGACAUACUGGAGGUUCGUGGAAUCAAAGGAGUUUUCCUGGCCAAUCAGAAGAUCGAUGGCAAAGUGACAACCCUCAUCACUUAUAACAAAGGACGAGACUGGGAACCUUUGGCCCCGCCCACCACGGACAUGAACGGCAAGCCAGUCAGCUGUAAAGCACCGGACUGUCAUCUCCACCUCCACCUGCGCUGGGCAGACAACCCCUACGUGUCAGGGACGGUCCACACCAAAGACUCUGCUCCAGGUCUCAUCAUGGGCGCCGGUAACCUUGGCUCCAAGCUUGUGGAGUACAAGGAGGAGAUGUACAUCACCUCAGACUGUGGGAAGACGUGGAAACAGGUGUUUGAGGAGGAGCAUCACAUCCUGUACCUGGACCACGGUGGAGUCAUUGUGGCCAUAAAGGACACCUCGAUUCCCCUGAAGAUCCUCAAGUUCAGUAUCGAUGAAGGACGGACAUGGACGGUUCACAACUUCACCAGCACUUCUGUGUUCGUGGACGGACUCCUGAGCGAGCCGGGAGACGAGACUCUGGUUAUGACAGUGUUUGGUCACAUCAGCUACAGGUCAGACUGGGAGCUGGUCAAAGUGGACUUCAGGCAGUCUUUCCCUCGUCAGUGCACAGAGGCGGACUACGACUCCUGGCAGCUCACAGACCUACAGGGAGAGAAGUGCAUUAUGGGCCAGGAGAGGAGCUUCAGAAAAAGGAAGGACUCAGCGUUCUGCAUCAAAGGAAAGAGCUACACUUCGGCUCUGACCUCCAAACCCUGUCAAUGCAUGGAGAAAGACUUCAACUGUGACUAUGGUUUUGAACGGUCCCAGCUGGAAGGAAAACGCUGCUUCGCUGAUUUCUGGCACGAUCCAGAUUCACCACCUGAAGACUGCCAUCUAGGACAAACCUACGAGUCCAGCACCGGAUACAGGAAGGUAAUUUCCAACACGUGUGAAGGUGGACUCAACAAGCAGCAGAGCGCCAAACAGCACAACUGUCCUCUGCUGCCCCCUAAAGGACUACAGGUGGGCAUCAAAGGACAGAUGCUGGCCGUGGCGCCCGGUGAUGACAUCACAUUCAUCGUCCAUCAGGAGCAGGGCGACACCAGCAGCACCAAGUACCAGGUGGACCUAGGCGACGGGGUCCGGGCGAUCUACCAGAACCUGACAGUGACCGAUGAGCCCAUCCAGCAUCGCUACGAACAUCCAGGAGUGUACAAGGUCACAGUUAUGGCUGAGAACAUGGCAGGGCACGACGAGGCCACCAUGUUCAUCCAAGUCACAGCUCCGUUACAGGAGGUUCACCUGGAGGUUGUUCCCAUCGCUGGCAGAAACCAACAAGUCAAUUUGACGGCCAUCGUUCUCCCCACUGAGGCCAACCUUACCAUCUUCUACUGGUGGAUAGGAGACAACCUGCAGCCGAAGCUGACUCUGCAGAACAGCCUUCUGACUCGUUUCACGGACACAGGAGACGUUUCGGUCACCGUGCAGGCAUCCAACGGUCGAUCCAUGGUGCAGGACACCAGGACUGUCCGCGUCUACGAUAACUUCCAGGUGAUUCCUCUGAGCUUCAGCAGGAACCUGGACCGCUUCAACCCAAACAUCCCCGAGUGGAGAGAAGACAUCGGCCAGGUGGUCACCAAAAUACUCACCAAGAUCACAGGUGUCCCUCAGGAGUCUCUGGUGACCGUAGUGAAGCCAGGCCUCCCCAGCAGUGCUGACCUGUAUGUCCUCCCACUGGACAGCAAACCAGCCAAGAAGAACAUGUUUGUAGAUAAGCGUAUCCCAGCCAUUACGCAGGCCUUCAACGACAACAACGUCAGCUUUGUGGUGCGAGGAGGUCUGAAAGUGCUGGUGAUGCUUGCAGACCCAAACGCAGGUUACCAUGGAGCAGCUGGAGGUCCAGGUGUUUGGGCUGGAGCUGUCAUCUUCCUCAUCAGCCUCAUUGCCACCGGCUCCUUCAUCCUCUACAAGUUCAAAAGGAAGCUUCCAGGCAGCCGUAACGUCUAUGCUCAGAUGCACAACGAGAAGGAGCAGGAGAUGACCAGCCCCGUCAACCACAGCGAGGACACGCAGCACAUCAUCCAGGGCGAGGAGUUCAUUGACGACGACCUGGACUCGCAGACUCUAGGUAACGCAGGAGGUAGCCCCGCCUUCCGUUCCCUUAUAAGGACUACCACUAACCACUGCUACUAAAACCCAAGCCACUAACACCAGCAGCUAACACACACCCAGGCAACCAUUCAGGAGUGGUCCUGAGCAUCAACUCCAGAGAACUGCACAGUUACUUGACCAGCUGAUGGCUGCCAUGGCAAAGCUACCGAGCUAGCUUGACCUAGCUGGCUAACGAGCACAGGGACUCCACUCUGCCUUCCUCCUUUUUUCUCUCCGUCCUUUUCCUCCUCUUCCUCCUCCUCUUCAGACACUUCACCUCCGCUCCAUGGACUCCUCAACUCUUCAGCUCCGGCUUUGUUUCAAGUUUUGCUUCUUCACCACAAACUGUAGCUCUUUUUGAGAUGGAAGCGCUUUGCUUUACAUUUUUCUAUUUUACAUCUUCCCUCUUUUCACCCGGCACAGCAGCCCCGGAGACGAGCACCGACACCCAGUGAGGAUGGAGGUUUUGAUGGCAUCACACCAAGAAAAGCUACUGAUCAAUGUUUUUAAAGAUGUCUGUGACUUGUAGACACUCAACAUCAGCAAGCAUGACUCACUGCACCGGUGCCCUGUUAUAGUCACACGAGAGGGUUGGACCACCCAAAAUCAGGAGACUGUAGGAAGUGAUGUUACGGUACUUUCCAAGGGUAGCAUUAAGGUAGCGUGCACAUGUGUAGUCGAGUUCACCGUGAUCACAUGGCUGCCUCUUUCCACUAGCUGCAGACUUCACAUGCUGCUGUACUGUCUCACUCCUGGGCUCCAGGCUGAAAGGCAACACUCACCGCCAACUGAUUAUAACAACACUGUUUUUAAUGGUUUCCAGGACAUAAGAUGAUCCUUAUUAUAAUACGGCUGCUCUCUUUUCAAGUUUUAAGGUUGGAGAAAUUCUUUCUGAGGACCAAAUCUUGUUCUUUUUAUAAAGAAAAGCAUUUCAAAAUAAUGCUCAUAGAAACACUCUGAAUGAGAAGUAUCUGUAAAUUUUCACAGUUCAACUAAAUCAAAAUGUAAACAUGUGCACAUGAAGCAAUAGUGGUCCCUGUGUUUACGGUUAAUACCAUCAAAAUGAAAAGCAAACAGGUGAUUUUUUUUUUAGGCCACCUGUCUCAGGGACUGGAUGCUAAUGCAUGCUCUCCCGUCAGUCACACCAAAGCGUAAACAUUUUCUCUGUUAGAAUUUCAUGAAGCGUUUGUUCCGUCAUUCAGGCGUUACACUCUGUGACUCCACAUCUCAGCCCAGUGACAGAGGUUUAAUGUCCCUGCUGCUCCUAUAACCAUCUUCUUAAAUCAGCAUCAUAACUCCGCCUUCUCAUGGGUCCCUUUGUUCUGGACGAUCACCGUGUCUCUCCAUCUUUCAUCCCCCUUGCUGCUGUAGUUGUGAGUGACGGCGGGCCUCAUUCAUGAGGGGGGGGCACUCACUUUACAGGGAAAUGGCGCCCUCUGAUGUUGUGAACACAAACUGUGUAUAAGGGACAUUAUUAACGGGCAGUUAUCAGAAUCCCUGCAGGGUGAGCAGGACCAAGAUGCUUAGUGGAGCAGUCCCACCCUGAAGGGAUUCUGACCCGCAUUAGCACCCGCUCACUACCCAGCUACCAACAUAGCAUAGCAAGUUGACACAAGUAUUGAUUUGAAGAUGAAUUCAUUGAUUUACGAAUGAUUUUGAUUGGACUUCCGGUGAGCGCAUACCAUGUAGGAAGUCUUUUGUAGUAACUGUGAUAACUUUGCACUUCAACUAACUUCUUAUGUCCAUCCAUUGAUCAGCUAUGUUGCGUGGUUAAAGUACACUGCUUUUUGGGGCAAUAACUUUAUAAAUGGCAAGACUUCUGACCAAAAGUGAGUCUGCCAAGUCCGGCUGCAGUAGGCCACAACAUCAGCCCUCAGAGCCCGAGUCCCAAGAGAAGCCCAAUUCUAUUGAAGAUAUGCUACGUAACAUUAAGAUCAUGAUAGACAACCUACGGGCGGAAACCAAGAAUGAUUUCCUUUGGUUAUUCAGUCAAUGGUUGAUCGAGAAGCUGUGAGGUUUCAAUCUGGAGCUCAGCUGUAAGACGUCAUAACAGCAUUUGAUUUUCUAAACCUGGGAGUGACAUCAUAGGACAAUGGCAGCCAUGUGACUAUGGGAUACAACAAAAAUGUGUUUUCACUCUUCCUCUCCUAUGUGUUAAUCUUUUUUCCCACAGCAACUCUUCACAGGCAAUAAUAUUCUCUCUGUGAAAUGUAGGAUUUGAUUCAUUCUUGUGGAUUUGCAUGUGACAAGCAUGCAAACACAGGGGGGCGCUGUUGCACUUUCUGAAAUUCCCAAUCACAAGAACAUAGAGAGAUCAGCUCCUUUGGAAUAAACACAGGUUUAUUUUUAAAGUCCUGAUACUUUUGUAUCCUCGUGCAUUCGUUUAAAACACACAUUAACAGAGUGGUGUCUGAAUCAGCACCACCCUUUUGUCGUCCCAUGGUGCCUAAAACAGCAGAUAUGAAUCUGCUCAGUUACACUACCAGAUGAGUUUAUUUAUUUGUAACAACAGGACGCCCCUCCCUCCCUCUCUUCCUCCUCCUUCUCUUCCUCCCCACACGUCCUGGGUCAGAGAGACUUGAUCCCCUGGAGACAAAGGUGGCUGUCAUGGAGGGAAGGUGUAGUUGAUAUUUGUAUCAGCCUAUAUUAGGCGAAGCCCGCGGUGGAAUCAUGUCUCCUUAAAGGUUUGGUUUGUUGUAUGUAAAUGUGUAAAUAUGACCACUUUGUACAUAUUCCCUUUGACAUGUGUGUGUGAGUGUUUUACACUUCUACCAAAAUGCACAGCCUUUUAUUUUGGAGUGAACCUUCUAUGAGUUGAUUGAAGUUGAAAAACUAACUGUUUACAGUUUCCUCAACACGACAGAGUAUUCAGGCCACGUUAAAGAAUCACCAAAACAAAUCUGAGAUUUAGAGAAUAAAGUCUGAAUAUUAGAAUAACUAAGGAGAGUAAAGUUCUAAUGUUUCCAGAUAAAAUGGUCACUUUAUCAUACAAAAUCUCGACCAUGGUUAGGCUGUGUGUUGUGUAGAUGGGGAACAUCAGAGAGGCAGCUGAAGGAUUGUGGCAUGCACUGAAAUGAGGAACAUGGAGCGUCUUGGGAAGUUUUUCCUCUGUGUUACUUUUCACAAAUAACAAAACACUUGGGUGUUAUAAGUGUCCAAAGGCAGUCUAACGGGGACGUCAUAAAACUGCGACGCCUUCCUCAUAAAAUGACAUUAUGACUUAAAGCGAUGAGCUAAUUCUCAAAGUAUCAUGACAUUACUCUCUUUUAUUUUAUCCUCCUUAGAUUCCUAUUUCAGUCACUCGUAACUUUAUUCACAAAAUAUAAAGUAUUCUCUUACCUCUAUUCUUGUAAUAUUACGACUUUAUAAUAUGACUUUAAUCCCACAACAUUAUGACUUUUUAAUCAUACAUAUUUAUUCUCGUUAUUUUACAAGUUCAGUCUUUUCAAUCUAAAAUCUGAGCGGUAAAUAUUCUCAUUUCUACACACUGUACCUUUAAUUAAUUUAAACACUUUUUUUUGUAACAAUGUAAAAUGGUAAAACUUUAUACUUAAAAUAUUAUGACUUUGUUCUUGUAAUUUAACCACUUUUAAAAAAUGUUUGAGCAGAAUAUGAUUCUGUCUAAUAUGACGGCUUUAUUCUCUUGUACUGUUAUAUUGCAGCUCUUUUCCCAAUAUAAAAUGCAUUCUAUAAAGAUUAUCAUUUUAUGACCGUAUUUCAUAAAAUGAUGUAAAAUAUGAUUAUGAUUUUAACCUCAUGUCAUUUCUUCAUGGCUUUGUUAUUUUAAUAUUACAGCUUUAUUCUCAGAAUCUCUGUAUUUUCUUCAACGUGGCUCCAAUGCUCCAUCGUGCCUCACCGUCACUGCUUGCUUCCCAUGUACUCGUUACUUUGACUCUCUCAGCGUAAUCUCAUGUGUAAGAUAAUUUUUGGUCUUCAUUGUUAACUAAAAAUGGUUUCAUUGUCUCAUGUAGAUCCUCACAACAACACAGUGAAAACUAUGUAUAUGGAUAUUUUUGAUACACUUGUCAUUUUCUCAAUACGUGUAAACACUGGUUAUUGUUUCUGUUGCCUCUUGCUGGCGUUUUAUUGUUUGUUUGAUUGCACUAAUGAUGUACGCAGAGCUGUGGACACACACCGGACAGCACCUGAACAAACCUGCAGACUCUGAAUCAACAGGCCUUUAAAUAAAAGGCCAUUACAGACUCCAGAUUCUACCAUCACCACGCCUCAGUUAUCUUAUAUUUGAUACAAACAGACCACGCUCACUCGUUCUGGUUUACACUUCAUCUUUUGUACAUAAUCUGCUCAUGGUCGAAUUGUUCUUAGUUUUCUAGUGAUGUGUUGUCAUUGUAUCAGGGCAAAAGUGGGAAUUAUGAUUAUUCCAAUUUAAUAGGGAAGGAGUUUCACAGCUGAUGGCACCAAUCGAGUAACCACACUUUUUGUUUCGUUCCUCUUUCUGCUGGUAUGUUCAAUCUGUUGAUUUGAUAUUAAAAACAAUUGUGUCCUCAUCUGGGAGCGUUGUGCACUCAACCUGCAUCCUGGAAUAAAUCACUCCCAUAACUUG
This is a messenger RNA of Notolabrus celidotus (New Zealand spotty), 8081 nucleotides long. RefSeq names its product sortilin-related VPS10 domain containing receptor 2 (gene sorcs2). Gene Ontology annotation, molecular function: protein binding. Bases 173 to 3559 code for a protein of 1128 amino acids. The transcript has 27 exons. NCBI's taxonomy places the organism in Eukaryota, Metazoa, Chordata, Actinopteri, Labriformes, Labridae. Gene Ontology annotation, cellular component: membrane. The record is from RefSeq and is a predicted model, not a curated record.